AUGUUUUCCCCUUCUCCCAACUCUAAACCAACCUGGAAAGCCGCGAUCUUUCCUCGCCCUCCUAAAACGCAACCCCGCAAUGUCAAAAGAAGCAUUCUCAAGCACUGGGUGACAGAACACGCACAAGUUGUUUUGCCUUAUUUUCUAGAUGCGGCCGUGGAGAGCUAUGUACAGGUAUGUGAAGUUUCUCUACUACUAUCUCGCCAUGCCCUCUAUUCACGGCCCUCUGUCAAUGUCAUCAUCCGCGCCUCCAGAUUCCAAUCCCAACAAUCUCAUCGCUGUAAUACAGAAAAAAAAUCGAAGCUGGAGAAUGGGAUGGAUGCUUUGAGUUCAUUGGUCCACCUGGCUACACCAGAACCAGCUUGGGAAGCGGCAUAUUAUCACGACAUAAUCGUACCCGACGAACUAAAACUUGUGGUUUCCGAAGCUUCGGAGCAUGUCAAGAUUGUAGAAAAAACUGGCAUCGUAACGGGUGAGAGAAAAGCAAUGAUUGAAAACCGGAAGAGCAAGAUAGAAACUGAUAAGGAUGUGAUGAGUGUAUGGGAAGAGUAUAAGAGAAAGGGGGAAAGAGGAGUGUUCUAA
Botrytis sinoallii is the source of this 582-nucleotide messenger RNA. RefSeq lists its product as uncharacterized. The record is from RefSeq and is a predicted model, not a curated record. The transcript is spliced from 4 exons. Lineage: Eukaryota; Fungi; Ascomycota; Leotiomycetes; Helotiales; Sclerotiniaceae. Bases 1 to 582 code for a protein of 193 amino acids.